GAACCGGGCAGGGCUAUAUAAACCCCCGCGCAGACGCCGCACUCUCAGCCCCGCCAGCAGCUGCCCUCAGGACGGACGCUCCCGCACCCACCAUGUCCCAGGCCGGCACUCAGGAAGCCCCAAUCAAGAAGAAGCGGCCCCCCAUGAAGGAGGAGGACCUGAAGGGGGCCCGAAGAAGCCUGGGCAACAACCAGGAGAUCAAGUCCAAGACCUACCAGGUCAUGCGGGAGUGCGAACAGGCUGGCUGUCCUGCCCCAUCCGUGUUCAGCCGAGCCCGCACGGGCACUGAGACCGUCUUUGAGAAGCCCAAGGCCGAACCUGCCAAGAGCGUCUUUGGCUGAGAAGCGCCGACAGCUCUGCCCGCCGCACGCCGAGACCGGAACCUAGGGCCUUUCCCAGACUCUCCCAACGCCAGACAACCUCUCAACCACUGCCUCUGGGACCAGCACCCCACCCUGGGUGCCCGGCCCCCCGCCCCGGUCUCACACACAGCACCAUG
Sorex fumeus (smoky shrew) is the source of this 499-nucleotide messenger RNA. RefSeq names its product musculoskeletal, embryonic nuclear protein 1 (gene MUSTN1). The transcript has 3 exons. Gene Ontology annotation, biological process: tissue regeneration; chondrocyte proliferation; chondrocyte differentiation. Lineage: Eukaryota; Metazoa; Chordata; Mammalia; Eulipotyphla; Soricidae. The record is from RefSeq and is a predicted model, not a curated record. The coding region runs from base 93 to 341 and encodes 82 amino acids. Gene Ontology annotation, cellular component: nucleus.